AUGGGUUCCAUUACGCGUGUGACAUUGGCUGCCAUGACCAUCAUGACGCUCAUUACACAACAAGCGAUGGGUGCUCCUGCUCAACAACAAGGGUGUCAAGGGAUCGAUGUCUUAUAUCCCAAGGAUGGUAGUUCCUUCAGCCGUUCAGAGCAAGAGACGAUCUAUCUUAUUCUCGGAAACAAGCUAGAGGAUGCCAAACUUGACAAAGUAUCCGUGACACGACACGAGGAUGGAAAGACGCUUGUCAAGGACAUGUGGACUGCGAUCGACAAGGAUGAAACAUUGAGCAAUAUUGUGGUUCUACAGCAAGAUCUCCAGCAAUUGAAUACCGUAUUGCCUGAUCAAUUUACCUUCCGGAUUCAUAUUCAACAAGAUGAUAAGCAAUGUGUAUACCAGUCGCCUUCUUUCCAAGUGACAGAAUAG
Messenger RNA from Lichtheimia ornata, 423 nucleotides. RefSeq lists its product as uncharacterized. The coding region runs from base 1 to 423 and encodes 140 amino acids. The record is from RefSeq and is a predicted model, not a curated record. NCBI's taxonomy places the organism in Eukaryota, Fungi, Mucoromycota, Mucoromycetes, Mucorales, Lichtheimiaceae. The transcript is spliced from 4 exons.